UUGCGAGGGAAAACUAUCAACUACCCCCAAACAAUAGUCACAUUAAUUUUAGACCCUUGUUUUUGAGGCCUUGACUGGUGAGGGUGGUGAGCUAAUUUCAUGACAACAUUUAAUAGAAUUUUCAAUCAUUUUUUCCCCUUAAAUAAAUGUCGUCUUCAUCUCAAUUUCCCAUGUUUCUUCUUUCCUUCUUCUCGAAUCAAGUCUUCUUCUUGCUUCUCUCAUUCUUGUCUUUAUUCAACAUUGAGUUCAAGUUCUAUCAUGGAGGUGGUAAAAGCCGUUGCAACUCAGUGCUCGUCAGCUAGUAACAAUGUCGCUAUAAGAGCUGAUAGAAAAAGUUACAGCUACAAGCAACUCAUCUUGUCUGCAGAAAGGAUAUCUAGUAUUCUGUGUACUAGUGGCUUUCAAAGUAGUUCUGAAGCAAAGCAGCUUGAUCAUGCUUCUGUUUCUGUUGAUGGCCUUAAAGCCAGUAAAUCUCUUGAUGGGACUCGAGUUGGAAUUGUUGCAAAACCUUCAGCUGAGUUUGUUGCCAGUGUACUGGGGACUUGGUUGAGUGGAGGAGUUGCUGUUCCACUUGCACUUAGUUACCCGGAGGCUGAGCUCCUGCAUGUGAUGAAUGACUCGGAUGUCUCCAUAGUGCUGAGUACUGAAGAUCACCAGGAGCUUAUGCAAACCGUUGCUUCUAAAAGUGCUGCUCAUUUCUCUCUUAUCCCUUCAGUUCCGAGUUCAACAUCAAAAACUACUCCCAAUGGUCAUCCUGAAAAUGAACAGUCGGAUGCAAACACAAAUUUGAAGGGAUUUGAAAUCUUGACUAAGAUAGAAGAGGAAGAUGCAGCAUUAGUCAUUUACACAAGUGGAACGACUGGUAAGCCUAAAGGUGUUGUUCACACACACAGGAGCGUGUUGGCACAGGUCCAAAUGUUGACAGAAGCUUGGGGAUACUCUUCUUCGGAUCAUUUUUUGCACUGUCUACCAUUGCACCAUGUCCACGGUCUUUUCAAUGCUCUAUUGGCUCCCAUUUAUGCAGGUGCCACAGUUGAGUUCAUGCCAAAAUUUAGUGUCAGUGGAAUCUGGCAGAGAUGGCGUGAAUCAUAUCCAGUGGAAGAGACAAAAGUUGAUGGUGCUGUGACUGUCUUCACUGGAGUUCCAACAAUGUAUUCUAGAUUGAUACAAGGUUAUGAAGCAAUGGGCCCUGAUGUACAGGCUGUAUCCGCCUCGGCUGCAAACAAGUUGCGACUCAUGAUGAGUGGAUCCUCUGCCCUCCCAUAUCCUGUUAUGCAGCAAUGGGAAACAAUUACAGGGCAUCGCCUUUUGGAACGCUAUGGCAUGACCGAGUUUGUCAUGGCACUUUCUAAUCCCUUGCGAGGCUUGAGAAAAGGAGGCACUGUUGGCAAACCACUUCCUGGCGUAGAGGUCAAGAUUCUAGAAGAAGAAGGCAGUGGAAAUGAAACAGGUGUUGGUGAGCUUUGUGUCAGAAGUCCUUCAUUGUUUAGGGAAUACUGGAAAUUGCCUGAGGUAACAAAACAAUCAUUUACUGCUGAUGGGUUCUUCAAGACGGGUGAUGCUGUCACUACAGAUGAGGAUGGCUACUUUAAAAUUCUGGGAAGAACAAGUGCUGACAUCAUGAAAGUUGGUGGCUACAAGUUAUCCGCAUUAGAAAUCGAAGCAGUUCUUUUAGAGCAUCCUGCAGUUUCAGAGUGCUGUGUAUUAGGGUUGGCAGACCAAACUUAUGGAGAAGCUGUAUGUGCGAUAAUUGUGCCACCGGCUGAGAUCAAGAAGAAACAACAGGAAGAUUUGAAGCCCGCUUUAACCCUAGAAGAACUCUGCUCAUGGGCAAAAGAGAGGCUUGCUCCUUACAAGCUACCAACAAAGCUAUAUCUUUGGGAAAGCCUUCCUCGUAAUGCUAUGGGAAAGGUGAACAAGAAAGAAUUAAAGAAAACACUAUCUGCUGAAGGGUAAUUUCACUAGUCUGCAAUGAGCCAAUGAUAGCUAGCAGUUCUGGAAGCAGUCUCUGUAGGUUCCAGUUAAAGAGAAGCUUGCAAGGUAUAGCUAAAAUUAUGUGAUAUUGAAGAAAAUUAUUUUCUCCAGGCCACUGUGUGACGACCAGAUGCUGUCGACUGUGGCAUCACACACCGGCAGGGAGUCCUAUUUUUUAUUGUUACAGGUGUAUGGUAUAAGAAUUGAUAUCCAAAGGGCAUAAGAAUUAUUCUUCCCACAUACAGAAAAUUUUGUACUGGUAUCAGCUUAAUAAUCUAUUGAAGUAGGAAAUUAAUUUUACAAGUGUCA
Messenger RNA from Chenopodium quinoa (quinoa), 2283 nucleotides. Its product is annotated as malonate--CoA ligase-like. The record is from RefSeq and is a predicted model, not a curated record. Lineage: Eukaryota; Viridiplantae; Streptophyta; Magnoliopsida; Caryophyllales; Amaranthaceae. Gene Ontology annotation, biological process: fatty acid metabolic process. The transcript is spliced from 17 exons. Gene Ontology annotation, molecular function: medium-chain fatty acid-CoA ligase activity. Bases 100 to 1956 code for a protein of 618 amino acids.